Saccostrea echinata is the source of this 3243-nucleotide messenger RNA. Its product is annotated as ras and EF-hand domain-containing protein homolog. Gene Ontology annotation, molecular function: GTPase activity; calcium ion binding; GTP binding. The coding region runs from base 392 to 2599 and encodes 735 amino acids. The transcript is spliced from 18 exons. Lineage: Eukaryota; Metazoa; Mollusca; Bivalvia; Ostreida; Ostreidae. The record is from RefSeq and is a predicted model, not a curated record.
UAGAUCUUUUUCUCCAUAUGUUGCCGUUUUCUGUUAGUCUUAACCACGUGAUCACAUCUUUUUAUCAAACAUGUCACGUGAUAGACAACCUUCCAUCGAUCCUUUCACUGUUUAGUAUGAGUACAUUAAGUUUGAUAGCAGUUUCUCCGUUUGCCAGGUGAGAAACGCCCCUAUCUCAGUUAUAUACCUCGAUACGUGGACAGAUAACUUGUGAACAGUGAAACCUUGCUGUCUGUAUUCACCUGUCCGGAUAGAGCUGAUUUGUGAAUUUCUGCAACUGCCUUUUAUCAGGGACCGUUAAAACUACUGCCGAAUAGUACAUUGAUAAAACUGAUAUAUUACACAUUUUUUUUGCAAGAUGAAUAUUUUGACAUAAUCUUGCUGUGACGUUAUGAGCCAAGACUUUGAUGCCGCCGACCAACUUUUUCAAAUAUGUGAUCUAGAUGGGUCUGGCUACGUUGAUGAAGCAGAACUUGCACAGAUUUGCAAAGAACUUCCUGCCGAAGAUCUCCACGAAAUAUUUCUAGAACUCGAUAAAGAUCAAGAUGGUCACAUCAGUGUUGAUGAAUUCAGAAGAGGUUUCAAAGAGAUUUACAACAAUGUAAAGAAGCGUCGCCUUUCUAACAAGAAUUCAGAGGAAGGCGUGACGCAGAAUAGCUCGGUGGAUGAUGCAGUGUUUGAUGAUUUUGUGGGGUCCCUGGACGAUGGGCUGAAGGCGUUAUCAUGCCAAGAGCAGGUUUGUGAGCUGUACCAACAACUUCAUGCGUCGGAUAACUCAGACCUGCUACAGAACUUUGAAUCCAUUAUCCUCGGCGUGCUUAAAGACGUCCGAUUCUACCAGGUGGAAAAUGAACGACUUGAGAAGUCCUUCAAAAGAGAAAAAGAGCAACAUGAAAGACAUCUUCGAGAAUUGGAAGAUGAAAUGGACAAAGAGAUUCAGAAAUUGGAGGAGGCUUUCAAAGCAAAGGAAGAAGAAAGAAUUGCCACCGAAAAAGCGGAGCUCAGGAAAGAGGUGGAAAAUGAGAUAAACACACUACAACAAAAUCUCACAAAAUUACAACAGGACAAAUCUGAUCCGAGAGGUUCCGAGUUAGAGGAACAAGUAAAUAAUGUUAAAAUAAAACUGGACGAAUUAACAUCGGAAAAUAGAAGACUUCGCAGUGAACUGACAGACGCACAUACAAAUCUGGCUUUGGUCAGAAGUGAACUGGCAACAGUCAGGCAGCAACAUAAGGACAAAUGCCAAGAGCUGACAAUGGAGAAGGAAACAGUAAUGGACUACAUCAAGGAACAAGACAAUUUAACACGACAGCUUCAUCUAUUACAUGACGCCAAUAAACAACUUCAUGACACCAAUGAUGAUCUCAGACUUGCCAUCGAAAGCAGACGACAGAGUCAAAGAACAUCUGUUGCUAGUGCUUCCAGCUCGACUCCGAACACCUUUGGAAAAGACAGACGAGGAUCUGUAAUGAGUGAAUACUUCCUCGGGAACCGAUCAGGACCGCCAUCGGUAAGAUCCUGUAAUCUAAGUCCUGCAUCAUCAGUUAUUGAAGAACCCAUAUCGAGACAACUCUCCGUCAAUAACUACUCACCACGACGUCUUCCCGCCAGGUUGCCUAGAGACGACACGUGCGAAGAGGAUAACCUUGGCGAUGACAUGGACAGUGGACAUUCUACACUGAGAGAACACAAUGACUUAGACACAGAGUCCGAGGCACACUAUGAUGAUGACCUAUAUAGACAUCGUAUGUUCACACCAAAGAUACAGCCCAACAGACUCAUAGAGGAAACAGAUGAACCCGAAUCUCACGACGAAACCGAAGCAGAGUCUAUUGUCCCAAAUGACAGUCGAUCACUCCAGUUACAAACUCGACUUGGAACUCCAAGUAUCAGGUCUUCCCGCGCAAGUCUCAGGUCUCGAGAGAGCAGGAAUAAUCGUCUGCGCCGCAUGACAACAAGCCAGGAGUCUAUUGGUUCUUCUAAAACCUCUCGUGACCCAGAGAGAAUGUAUAAAAUAGUUUUAGCAGGUGAUGCUGCAGUCGGCAAAUCUAGCUUCAUCAUGAGGCUCUGCAAAGGAAAAUUUGUACCAAACCUCAGCUCCACACUAGGGGUUGACUUUCAAACAAAGUUAUUGGAAGUUGAUGGAAGAACUAUUGCUUUGCAACUAUGGGAUACAGCGGGUCAAGAGAGGUUUAGAAGUAUAGCCAAGUCGUACUUCAGAAGGGCGGAUGGAGUACUACUGUUAUAUGAUUGUUCCUAUGAAAGAUCAUUUAUGAGUGUCAGAGAAUGGGUAGACUCAAUUGAGGAGGGUGCUCAAAAGAAGGUGCCGAUCAUGUUGUGUGGAAAUAAAACUGAUCUGAGAGACGAAUCUGAAAAACAGGGAAGAAAAGUAGUCAAGUUUGAAGAUGGGCAGAGAUUAGCGAGGGAAUUUGAGGGGCUUUUCAUUGAAACUAGUGCAAAAGAUGGAUCAAAUAUUGUGGAUGCCGUAACAGAACUUUCGAGACUAUUAGCAUCGAAUGAAGAUUUAGAAGUUAAAACGUCUGGCCUUCAGCUACAUAGUGGUAAUGUGAAGGAAAAAUCUUCAUGCUGUGGAUCUUAAUGUGAACGAUAAUUACUUCCAUGUACAUAUAUUUCUUCUUUUUGGUCAUUCAAGGUUCAUGCACUGCAAUUAAGCUUAUAUUUGUUAUAAUAUACCUAAUGUAAAGGGGCAACGCUUUUAUACUACAUUAAUUAUAUUAAAAUGAACCAUAACAAACCCACUAAGUCUCAGUUUCACAUCGUAUUUGUAGAAAGAAUUUUAUCUUUUUUCUCUCUCAUAUUUUUGCAUUUGUUAGAAAUUUUGUUAUAUUUCAUGUACCAAUUCAUAAUGUAGUGUAAUAGUGCAAUAACAACAUUUAUAAAUACUUUAUGCGCACUCAUUCAGUUCGCGGAAGAAUUAAUGUUGUGAUUGCGUGAAAUGUAGUGUUCGCUUUCGACAUUUCAUGCAUUCCAACAGCACACACUGACUAUAGUAUGUAUUGUAGAAUAGAUUUAGCAUAUAAUUUGUAUUAUUUUUAUUGUUGAAGGCAUUUGUUUUCAAAUUUUGGACAUUUAUGUCUCAUUUUAAAAUGAUUCAAACGAAUGAUAAUUUACAAUUGAAUACUUAUGUAGCAUAUCAUAAUUUAUACAAUAUAUUAUAAUAAUUCUCCAUCUCGGAAUGAUACUUGCUAUCUAGUCUUAUUUAUUGUUAUAUGCUGGUAAUUA